AGUCGUAGCAGCGCGAAGGAAGGAGAAACAUUUCACCGGAAGUCAUAUGUCAAAUACGUGCUGACUUCCGCUGCGGUGCAGAGAGAACUGUGGGUACCAUCUUGGCAGAUGUUACUGUUUUGUUAUUGAGAAAAUGUCGUCGGCAGGUAGGAGAGGGAAAUAUAAUCUUAGAAGCCCUGGAUAACAAACAAACAUGAAGAAGAAAAAGUUUAAGUUUGACGUGAACUUUAAGUUGAACCAGCUGACGAGUGUACCUUUCGUUAGCGGAGUUCUAUUCGCUAAAAUGAGAUUAUUAGAAGGUGGAAAUUUUACGAGCUUUUCAACCAGGGAGGAAGUUGGAAACCAUUGCGUAAAGUGGGGAAAGAACGUUACUUUUCCAUGCAAAAUGACAGCGAAUGUCUCUACGGGAGUUUUAGAUGCGUGCAACUACCGAGUGUCCAUUCGGAAGGAAACCAAAGGAGGCAAAGGUCACAUCAAGCUUGGCUUUGUGGAUGUGAACUUAGCAGAGUUUGCUGGAUCAGCUUCAACUGUAAAGCGAUAUAUUCUUGAAGGAUAUGAAAACAAGACUGAUUUGCGCCAGGACAACUCAAUUCUUGAGGUUGAAAUCAGUAUGCAGCUCACAUCUGGAGAUUCAAUUUUUAAAGUACCUUAUUCACCAUCACACAAUCAAGCGACAACUGAAACAGCAGAAAACAGAGCACCACCCUCUGAUCAUGACUCAGUCAGUGAUGCACCAGGAGUAGCUGAGGCAAGAAAAUCAGUCUUGAGUGGCAGCCAAGAAAGUGUAUCAGAAAAUCAGGAAACUGCAGGCAGUGAUCCUGAUAAAGUGAACUUCAUUCCUGGGCAUUCACGGAGCUUCAGUGAGCCACCCUGUGGCGGCAGUAGCCAUGUCAGGAGCAUCAGCACACUGUCACGGAUAUCCGGGUAUUCAACUGGUCAUUCUUUUUCAUCCAGCUUGGAGGGCAGAUCUAGUAGGAGGAAACAAAGUUCAGGGUCUGGGAAAGGUGGGCACUCAGGGUCUGAUGACACAGCAUUUUGUGGUUCUGAGCAAACAUUGUCACCAGCUCCUGAGAGGCAAGGCAAGAGAAUAAGCUGGAAGAAACCUGAUGACCAAAGACCAAGCCACAGCAGAGUUAAUGCAGAUGAUGUCAUUGAACAAAUUUUUAGUGGGCACAAUUUUUCAGGUGAUGAAAAUCCAUCAGGUGAUGAACUUCAAGGUAACCAGUUGUCAGUGCUUCUCACAAAAGAUGGUACAUUGAGUAUUCCUGGAGGAUACAGUAGACCUAUUCCAGAAGACAAGUACCGGACAUUGUGAAAUAUUACAACUCCACAAGAAUAUUCCACAACUCAGGCAGCCCAAUCUGCUAUCAUUACUACUAUGUGUAUAAGUUACUGUACAUGUUACUCCAUUUGUAGAGAGCUUUCUUUAGAACAUAUUCAUAGAAGUACUGGUACUUUAUUCAUGUACAUAACAGAGAACUCUGUAAAGGAAUUUUAUACAAAUCUGUGUGUGCUACAUACUUCAUAGCGUAAUGUGUAAGAUAAACCACACUCAUUAAUUGCAUUUUAACCCUUUAACUCCCAAGAUUUCAUGACUAAUUCUCCUUACUGUCUGCCACACAAUUUAUAUGAUGCUAGUUUGGAGAAUUUAGAAUUGGAUCAACCAGUAGUCCCCCAAUUUAUAUUUUUCUUUAUUCUCAUUACUUGUCUGCUUGAUAUCGUACUGAUAAUUUAAGGAGAAAUUCUGUCACUAGUGGGACUUUAAGGGUUAAUGAUUUUUUGCACUGCCCCUAUGGCAUGGUAUAGUAAGUCUUCAGUGACCUUCCAUGCAGUGGAUGUGUGUGUUGUGUGUUCCUUACUGCAAAGGUAGUUACACAUAGCAAAACAUCUGCAGAAGGUCUGAUUGUAUCAUUUACAUGUCUUACAGAGUGGGUCAUCAGCUUUUUCUUAUAUUUAUUUUGUUUUUACAGCAGUUUUUUGCUGGUCUUGUUUGAGGGGCUUUUGACAUUCUCUUCUGUGUAAUCACAGUGCAAUGUUGAUGCCUUCAAUAGUUUGUUGGAACUUUCAAAUUUUUUCUUUCUCAAAUGAAGUACACACAAUGUGCAUUGAAUGAGUGAGGUGUGUUCUGUUGAUAUGCUAUGAAUAAUCCCUUAGUGAUUCAAUCAUGAUGCCAUGGUUUUAAUUUUGUUGGUUAGUUCAUUACUUUAAGAAUCCACUUUGUAGCUUUUGUCUAAAACAGUGGCUGACAAAAGUACUCACUAAGGAAGAUUGACUCAGACAAAAACAUGAAGAACAGUGAAUUUUCAAGCAGGUUCCUUGAUAACAGUUUGCUACAGUGCCCUGGAGGCACUUGGUAGCUGGUCUUGUUUUUCAUGUUACCUUAGUUUUAAAUUUAAGCAAGGGUUGGAGGGAAAUAUUUUGAAAAGUAGAGUGAAAUGUAGUACGCAUGAAGGUCAGCAUAAUUGUAAGUCCCCUUGGUUUAGAUUUAAGGAAAUCUCUCCUUACAAAAUUGUCAUACCAUGGGAGUUUUCCAAUAGUGGAAGUUAUACUUAAGUCUAUUUUGUCCAUGACAGACAGUGACUUAGGUGAUUAAUUAAUGUUACCUUCAUCACACAAAAUUCUACCCAUGAUCCACUAUAUUUUAAAGGGGGUGGUUUUAGUUUGGAAUUUUUUUUAGUGAAAUCUUUUGAUACUAAUAUUAGGUAGAUUUUUUUCAGAUGUUUAUUUGACUAUUUGAAUUGUUCCAAUUUCAUGUGUAAUUUAUUUCUUAGUUAUGGGGGUGAAUGCUUCUUGCAAAUUAACUCAUUCAAAUAAUUUGGUAUGACAGCCAUAAGCUCAAGGAGGGAGCACCAAACACCUAUGGAGAUAAAACAGCAAUUUUAACUAAAGAAAAUAUGAGGAAAUUAAGGCAGUGUUCAAUAGAGUACCUGAUUGUGGGAUGAGUUAUAAUUUAUUUAUAAUUAGAUUUCCUAUUCAUGAGAAUAUAUCGGUAUUGGCUGUAUGUCCUGUCAAAGAAUUGAUCUUGUCCAUCAUAAGUGGUUUGAAAUUGUAAUUUCAACUGAAGUAUGACACAUGAUGUAGCUGCAAUUUUUUUUAUUAUAAUUAUG
Molecule: messenger RNA, 3107 nt
Organism: Pocillopora damicornis (cauliflower coral)
Lineage: Eukaryota; Metazoa; Cnidaria; Anthozoa; Scleractinia; Pocilloporidae
Product: EEIG family member 2
Source: RefSeq, a predicted model, not a curated record